AUGUGUGACUGGGCGAACCGAAUUGAGUAUUUGUUGUGGACACAUCAAUACCUAGUAAAGUGUAUCGAGGCGAACCUGAAGACAGCCAGGUGCUACCCGGUGACUGUUUAUGACAGGGAUAACUUGGAGUACACGGUGGCAGAGACGACUCCGACAGGUUCAUUCUCACUUGGUACGUACAGGGUCUCAUUAGGGUCCAAGACUUGUGAUUGUGGAUACUUCCAAGCACUUCAUUUUCCGUGUCCUCACGCACUGGCCUGCUGUGCUUAUUCACAUCUUACAUGGCAGCCUUACGUCCAUCAGGUCUAUCGCCUUAGUUUCGUUUUCGGUGUCUAUCAGAUGGGAUUUACACCUCCCAUUCCGGAGGGUUUCUGGCCACCAUAUGCCGGCCCUACCGUUAUACCGGAUCCGAACAUGAGGCGUGCGAGGGAAGGUCGUCCAAGGUCCACACGCAUUCGCACCAACAUGGAUAAUGCAGAUCCGAACCGGCCAAAGAGAUGUGGCCUCUGCAGGCAGCCAGGACACACCCAUCGUAGUUGUCCACAAGCUGCAGGACCCAGCGGGAAUGCUGGGAAUUAA
Molecule: messenger RNA, 579 nt
Organism: Arachis duranensis
Lineage: Eukaryota; Viridiplantae; Streptophyta; Magnoliopsida; Fabales; Fabaceae
Exons: 2
Coding region: 1-579 (192 amino acids)
Molecular function (GO): zinc ion binding; nucleic acid binding
Source: RefSeq, a predicted model, not a curated record